This is a messenger RNA of Lates calcarifer (barramundi perch), 6837 nucleotides long. RefSeq names its product ATPase family AAA domain containing 5a (gene atad5a). Gene Ontology annotation, cellular component: nucleus. The record is from RefSeq and is a predicted model, not a curated record. NCBI's taxonomy places the organism in Eukaryota, Metazoa, Chordata, Actinopteri, Centropomidae. Gene Ontology annotation, molecular function: DNA binding; DNA clamp unloader activity; ATP hydrolysis activity.
GUGAUGCCAAAGGUCACGCGUAUUUGGCGCUCUUCAUUCACGACGAGUCUGGCGCGUUUUUGAAAGCGCAAACAAACGUCAAGAAACAUGUAUUUUCAGUUCCUGCUCGGAACACUUUGGAAAAUAUCCGCGUAACGUUUUGUACUUUGCGUUCAUUAAACCCGUGGCUGACAUGUGGGAAAUGUUUGGACCACUUUUGGGAUCUGUGAGGAGCGGAGCUGCGCUGAAAGUGGCACCCAGCGAAGUCUGCUAGCUUGUUGUUUUACAGUUACAUUUGUACGUUUGGUGGCAACAAACAGCUGUUCGCCUCUCACAAUGAACUUUGCCUCUGUGGUUUAUUCAUACAAGCGGCGAAGUAUAUAAGAAAAAGGCGAGAAGACCGACAUUGGAGCAGCAGGAAUUUACCGGUUCUGCUUUAUCGGCCACUUUAAAUUAUGGCUGGUGUUGUGGCUAUGGCAUCUGUCAUUGAGGACUUUGACACCCAGCCUUGCAAGAAAUCUCGCAAAGAUGGUGGCAGUCCCGUUGUUAAGACAAUCACAAACUAUUUCUCCCCUGUGGCUAAGCCUGUGGAGAAACCUUUUUCUCCUCCUCGCUCCAACAACAUCAUGGACUACUUUAACCGGAGGGCUCCGUCCUCUAAAGAAAAGACCAGCUCACCAGAACAGUCUAAAGAGAACUGUCAGACGUCUCAGUCUGCGGAAAAACACACCAGCCCAGAGGCAGCAGUCAAACAGCCACCUCAGAAACGGGGUAGAAAGGCCAUCAGAGCUGCGAGGAAACUUGUGGAGCCUGAAACUAUUAGCCCCACAGAAGAGGUGAGCUGCCUGAUUGUAGAAGAGCCAGAUGAGAGCAAAGACUCAGCAGCAGAGGUUACCAGCAGCUGUGGUGUCCUUGGAAGUGAUACAGCAGCUCUGUUGGCCCAGCUUAGUGCUGAGGCAGGUAUGACUGCUGGAAUAUCAGAGAGGAGUGCCACUAUGACUGUCAGUGUUGAGCAGGCUGAAAAAGAUGAAGAUCAUGAAGAUGGGCCCAAAUGUGAGAGUGAUGAUAAACUUAAACCAGAGCUGAAGAACAUGCCCUCCUCUCCAAAUAUACCUGUGAGAGAUAGAGCAAAACAGGUCAAAACUGCUUCCCGAAAUUCUAGGAAGAGGCAGCAACAGGAAGCAAAGCAACCAGAACCAGAGGAGAAGGAGGCAGAGACCUCCUUGUGUGAUGUUAGCAUGGAGAUUAAUGUGGAUGAAGCGUCACCGUUAAACAACAGCACCGUCACGAUAUCCUUUGAGGAUUUUGUGCGAAGUCAGAGUCAGGAUGAGGGUGAAGAGGACAUAGGAGAGCAACAGGGCAGAGAAGAGGAAAGCAAAGUCACAACAACAUCAGUGGAAAUGGACACUAAGCGAUUGGAAAAUGUGGGUUCUGGGGAGCCAAUACUCCAAGUCUCGCCCCGAACCGUCACCAUCCAGGCUGAGGUGCAUGUAGUCUCACCCAAACAGGAAGCAGUCAAGACUGUGGGAAAGUUGGCUUCUAUCUUCAACAAGAGAAAAGGGGCUGUGAGCCCCUCAGUAUCGUCUCCUCACACAGAAGCUGGACACCAGCUUCCUUCUACCUCACUGACUGUCAAAAGGAAAUCCAAUGUGGUUCUUCAAGAGGAGGACCUAGAGCUGGCCGUGCUGGAGAGUGAAUCCAUGCCAAAGUGCAGUGAGGCAGAGAAGAAGCAGUUCAUGGCUGCCUUCAAACAGCCCAGCCUGGAUGGGUCCAAAACCAAACCAGGGAAGAGUCAGGGCAAGCAGAAGCAACCUGGAGAGAAGAAUGUAGACGCUGCGGACAAAGUUUCAGAGGAGGACGGUGUAAUUCCUCUCUCUGCUGAGGAGGUCCCUGCCGCCUCUCAGGAAAACAGUUUAGCUAAAAAGAAACCAGCAAGAAAAGGCCGAAAGAAAGCUAAAGAAGAAAAUGAGGCAGUCACUACCUCACUCGCUACUGCUCCUGAAGAAGUCACGGUUGUUGAAGCUGAUGAUAAAAAAGAGGAGCCUUCCAUCCCAGCUGUGAGGAGGUCCAGAAGAGAGGCUGUAGUCAGGCAAGCACCUGAAACCACCCCAAUAACUCCUAUCAGAAAAACCAGAACACAAAACAAGUCAAGAGAUGCUGCUGCUGCUUCUGCUUUACCUGAGAGCCCUGUAAAGAUGUCUACCCCAAAGACACGGAGGUCCAAACAUGGAGUCUUUGUAGCAGAGAUGGUCUGUCCACCUGACAUGAAAGAAAGUCCAAUCAGGAUUAAAUUUACUAGAGUCCAUAAAAAUGUUUCCACAUCAAAGGCUGAGAGUGGAAGUGGCGUCACCACCUCUGUGGCUACUAAAACAUCAAAUGAGUCCAAAAAAAGACAACAGGCAAAGAAGUUGGUGGAGAAAGCCAAGGUGAUACAACAGAGUAAGAAAAGUUCUGCAGAGGAGAAGGGCACCUUAAGGCGUUCGUCACGAAAUGAGGCCUCGAUCAAGAAGAGCUACUGUGAAAAUGAGGAUUCUGUCAUCUGCCUGGAGGAGGACCAGACUGCCACUCCUCAGACAGCACCAGAAAAGAGUAAAACCCAGAAACCUUUGCGAAGUCUAAAUGAUGUCCUGGGCAAACCUGCACCUGCUGGCAAAGACACCAAGGCUCUCCCAGGCUCCAAAGUGACCCCUCUGGGCCAAGAGAAGACCACUCGGAGGGCGUCUGCGGUGAUUUCCAUCUUUGAUGAGAGCAGCCUAGAGGGCUCUGAAAACUCCCAGGAUGAUGAGCAGUUCAGAGCACGCAGAGAGUUCUUGAAGAGUGGUCUGCCUGAAUCCUUCAGGAAGCAGAUAGCCAAGACUGCGGCCACCAAAGAGGCAUACUCCCUCUCCUGCUCCUUGUUCCAACCAGUUAUACACAUGCAGCAGCCACCAACCGAUUGCCCUCUUUGGAGGUUACCGUGGCCUGAAUCGCCGUCACUGUGUCAUCUGAAAGAGCUUUGGAGCGGAACAUCCAACACUUUCACAUCUGUUAGCGCCUCCUGUUGUUUGAAGACUGAGCCAGCCCAUAGAGCCUGUCGUGAAAGGGGUUCGGGCUGGAGACCUGAGAUCUCUGAAAGCGUUCGGCAGCUUCUCAUGGAGGAGAUCAGCGCCUCUAACCCUCCCUUCCCUGUUCAGUCGUUCAUCAGUCGCUUCCUGAAGAGACGCACCGACCACCAGCAGCACUGCACAGCCUCAGAACCAGAACCAACAGGAGUCACAGGCGCAUCAGUGCCAGCUGAACCAGUAGGAGGGAAGAGAAAGAGGACGGAUGAUGAAGGGGAAAACACAGUGAAGGUGGCUAAGAAGCAGCGGGGAAACCAUUCAGAGGAGAGCGCCUCCACACCUGAGCCAGAGCCAACAAAAAGGGGAGGCCGCGCAAGGCGAGUGCAAAGAUCCAAACUACAGGAGGAGGCAGAGGAGAAAUCCAAGCCUUCUACCAAAACCCCUCCCAUCCCGACCGAGGACGACUCUGUGGUUGUGCUGGAUGACUUGCUUUUGGGAGAAGACUCUGGGAAAAAAGAAACUGAUGUGGUGAAGGAGGACGUGUUGUGGACAGACAAAUAUCAGCCCCAGCACUCCAGUGACAUCAUCGGCAACACCGCCUCAGUUAGGAGGCUGCACAGUUGGCUGAAGGAAUGGAAACUCCGUGCAGACCGAGAAGAGAGAAAAAAGCAGAAAGACAAGAAACAAGAGGAAGGCAACAGCAACGACUCUGACUGGGACUGUGGAGAAGAGGACUCUCAGGAUGGAGAGGACAUGUUGUGUAAUACAGUGCUGAUUACAGGACCCACUGGAGUAGGAAAGACUGCUGCUGUCUAUGCUUGUGCCCAAGAACUGGGCUUCAAGGUAUUUGAGGUGAACGCUUCAUCUCAGCGGAGUGGCCGUCUUAUCCUGUCCCAGCUGAGGGAAGCUACCCAGUCACACCAGGUGGACAGUCAGGGGGUCAACGCCCACAAGCCCACCUACUUCAACAGCUACGGUACAAGCAGCAGCGCCGGCACCAUCAGGCCCGGAUCCUCUCCCAGAAAGAUAAACUCUCCUCGCAGGGUGGUUUCCUCUCCCAGGAAACAUCCCCAGUCACCAAGAGGUGCUAAAAAAGGAGGUCUGGCUCCCACUUCUUUAGCUAACUUCUUCAAAAUGGGUCGACCUUCCAACAGGGAGCCACCCAACAUUAAGAAGAAUGAACAAACAGCUGCUUCCAAAAAAGUCAUGAAAGCAAAUAACGAGGGAGCCAAUAAGCAUAAAGACCUUGCAGUCAAAUCACCAACAGCUACCACCCCUAACGAGAAGAGCGGUGAUGAACAGAGCAAGAAGACGGCCACUUCACUCAUCCUGUUUGAAGAAGUGGAUGUUAUUUUUGACGAUGACUCUGGGUUUCUAGCUGCCAUCAAGACAUUCAUGACCACUACGAAGAGGCCAGUCAUCCUCACUACCAGCGAUCCGGCCUUCAGCACCAUGUUUGAUGGCAACUUUGAAGAGAUUCACUUCAAAACGCCAUCAGUGGGAAACGUGGGCAGCUACCUGCAGCUGCUGUGUCUGGCCGAGGACAUGAGGACAGACCCAUCGGACGUCAGCUCUCUGCUCAGACUCAACGGCUGCGACAUCAGGCAGAGUUUACUGCAGCUGCAGUUCUGGUCUCGCAGUGCUGGGGGCCACCAUAUAACCAGGCCACUGACGCACACCGGCAAAAAUGCUGAACUAAAGCCAGAGACUGAUGGAGAAGCAGCAGACAUGUCUGUGUGUGCAGUCCCGUCUACCAUCCCUCCUUGUGACACUGGCUGCACCGAGAGCCAGCUGGGCCUGAAUACUGAACCUGAGAGAGACAUCUGGGAACUGCUCAGGAGCCAGAGUCUGGCGGAUGAGGUGGUUUGCUGGGAGAUUCUGGCAGCCAGCAGGCGGCGAGGAGCGGACCUACUUUAUUCCAACAUGGAGAUUCUCUUACCUCUACCACACACACAGUUGACUACCUCUACGCGCAAACCAGACCAAUCUGCUCCUGAAUCACAAGACCAUCCCUCUGUUAAUCCCAAAGAGCAGCCGUCAUCCACCUGCCUGCAGUCUGACACGCCACCGUGUCAGGCCAGGUUACAGAGCACAGCAGAGUCAGCUGAUUGUUCAGACGAUGGCAGCCCAGUUAAAGUUUCCACCAGAAUGAAGAAGAACAAGAGGAGGCACUGUCUACCUAAGCAAGAUGGACUGCACUCUGACUCAGACUCAGAGGACGGGUUUCUGUCUCUUUGUAAGCCGCAGGGUGCUCCUCAGGCAAAGGAGGAAGUCAAAGAGCGAUUAGUCUCGGAAAUAGUGAAACGGAAGCCACUGACACCCGAGGAGCGGCUAAAAAGCCUCCCAGUCUCACAGUGUCUGGAAUCAAUUGCGGAUUUUUUUGACAAUAUGUCCUACACGGACUCCUCCCUGCUCGUUCACCCGGACGUGGGUGACAUCUGCAGAAGAACGUCGCCAGUCGGUGCAGUGGUGAAAGACGGAAUGACGGAUGAGUCGAGGAUUGAGACAGGACAGAGGAAGUUGGCGAGGGGAGAGCGCGUCCUGGAGAUCCAGGCCGCCGUGGAGGCUCUGAGCUUCCACAAAUGUCGGGGGUUGGUAGCAGAGGCCUGGGACAAAGCCCGACAACUGGAAGGGGAGCUGGGAAAAGAGGCUGCAGCAGAGCUCACCCUCCCCGUGGCUCCUCAUCGAGAAGGUUAUAGCUUCAGUCAGGACGGCCCCUGUCAACCACACCUGGUCCAGGGGAGGAGAGAAGUGAUGGAGAGUCUGAUGUUGAGAGGAGUGGUUGGUACUUUGGGGAACAGACCAGCAGCUGCUCUCGACUACUUGCCAGCCCUGCGCACUAUCUGCAGAUCAGAGCAGCUUAAGGAGCAGGGCAAGGUUAAACGAAGGUUUCUGCACUAUCUAGAUGCAAUCCACCUUGGUCUUCAAAAGAGCACUCUUCAACACCUUGCUGAAGAUUUCCCCUAAACCACAGAGAAAACCCUACGUGUCCUCAUGCUCACUCAGAGGCUUUAAAUAAAUACUCACUUUUAAGGCUCAUAAGUUGCAAGUGCAGUGACAUCAGGAGAACAAGGGUGGAGAGUCUGGCAACAGAAACCAGUGUUGCCUUUGAUGUUUCAAGACCCUGACCUCUGCAUGAGAUGAGGUAGUUAGAUGGUAAGAGGUGUGUGUGUAUGUAUGUGUGUGUGUGUGUGUGUGUGUGUGUGUGUGUGUGUGUGUGUGUGUGUGUGUGCGCACACUAAAGACUGUCUGGUAGAAGUUUCCACGUUAUUUCCUCCAAGAUGGAAAUGACUGAACACAGGCGUUCAGCUAAAUAACCUCACAUGUUGUCUGAUUCAGCACAUCUUAUGGUGCUUUCAAAAAAUGCACUAAAUAUUACUACUUUAUAGGAAUUUUGUGAUAUUAAGCAGUGCCGGUGUGUGCGUGUUUUGUUUUUGUACAGUAGUGUUUUGUAGCCUCAUUUAUAAUUUUACUUUGCACCUUGCAAAGUCUUUUUUAUCAAGUAGAAAUUGCUUUUGAGGAGCAAGUGUGAAUGAUUGAAAAUGUGUAACAUUAACAUGUAAAAUAGAAAUUGCUUCUGACUCUGCAGAGGCUGUGUGUAAAUUGUCUCCACACAAAGUACUGUCGACGCACUCAGGAUUUUGGUUCUGUUCAAGUUCAUGAAGAGCAGCUUUUUACAGAAACUUCAGCUAUAUUAUUCACCUUCACAUUCGUCACAGUGAUUUUUUUUUUUUAGAGCAUUUUUUUCUCUUAAAUCUGUACACAGUAUCCACAAUGGGUUUUUGUUAUGACCAAAUAAAGGUUUUCCACAACAAAA